This is a messenger RNA of Hypomesus transpacificus, 2124 nucleotides long. Its product is annotated as golgin subfamily A member 6-like protein 6. The transcript has 2 exons. The record is from RefSeq and is a predicted model, not a curated record. Lineage: Eukaryota; Metazoa; Chordata; Actinopteri; Osmeriformes; Osmeridae. Bases 61 to 1311 code for a protein of 416 amino acids.
AGAGACACCAGAGCUCCACAUCGUCCUACUUGACUGUGAGGAGCUUCAUCUCAGCUAGACAUGGUUGACCACUUGCACCUGAACUCAGAACUCUUUAUGAGGCUGGUUGCCACAGCAGGAAGUGCUUUUGGCAUCAUUGGCUUUUUCAUUAUUUUCCAGUAUAUUUUUGAACUUGACUUUUCAUGUCCUUGCAAAGAAGGAACAAACCUCCAGGACUGCAUCAUCUACAUGGUGCUGCCUGCUCUGACAUUGAUGUUGUUCUCACUGCUGAUAGACACAGGGCGCACCAGAACAUGUUCAUGGUACAUUUUUAGUACCUGCAGCAAAGGUUUUUGGCUUAUAAUGUGUAGAUCAGUUUCAGUAGCAAUGUUGUGGAUGAUUACAGCGUUCAUAGAUGGAGACUGGUAUGUGUGCCUAAAAUUGAACAGUGGCACAUUUGAAGAGCAGCUGCACUGCAAAAAUAAAGAUAAAUGGACAAAAGAAGAAACUGUGAAAUUCCGAAUUUACGUAAAUGAAUCCCGACUGAUAGGUUUGGUAUUACUUGGAUUCCUUGUACUCGGAUGGUUGUGUGGAACAUGCAGAAGCGAGAAAGAAUACACAGAAUAUUUGAAGAAACAACUAGUAGAGGAGGUUAAUGAUAAGAUUGAGGACAAGAAAGGUAAGGCUGAUGCAUUUCGUGCCAGGCAGGAAAAUGCUCAAGCUAGACAGGAAGAGGCUAAAACUAGACAGGAAAACGCUAAAGAUAGACAGAAAAAUGCUAAAGAUAUAGCUAAUACUUCUACUACUGGACAGAGACAGACAGUUGAAGACAUUGAAGCUAGACAGGAAGAAGAUAUACAGGAAAAGACUAAAACUCCACAGGAAAAAACUAAAGCUGGACAGAAAGAUGCUAAAGCUAUAGCUACUACUUCUACUACUGGACAGAGACAGACAACAAAACAGGAAGAAGCUAAAACUAGACAGGAAGAAGCUAAAGCUAGACAGGAAGAAGCUAAAGCUAGAAAGGAAGAGGCUAAAACUGGUCAGAAAGAUGCUACGGUUACUACUUCUACUACCGGACAGAGACAGACAGAAGAAGACCUUGAAGUUAGACAGGAAGAAGCUAAAGCUAGACAGGAAGAGGCUAAAGCUAGACAGGAAGAGGCUAAAGCUUUUCAGGAAGCGGCUAAGGAUGAGCAGGAAGAAGCUAAAGCUGAGCUGGAAGAGCUUAAAGCUAGACGUGAAGAGGAUACAGCUGAGGAGGAAGAGGGUGUAGCUAAGCAGGAAGAGUUUAAAGCUAAACAGGACAAGGAUACAAGAAGAAGAUCUUAAUCUGAAGGAGGACAGGGGGAUGGACAAGGGGAGCAUGGAGGUGAACAACAUACAGAAUCAACUCCAUUGCUGACGGAUCAAAAGUAGGUCUCAACUAGAACAACAUCGAUGUCUAGAACUCUUAAUCUCUAUAAAAGAAUAAAUAUCCCUCCAACCUCUGUAUGGUAUCACAGAGAUUUCUCAUAAGUCACAUGCCUUUUUUUCUGUCCAAAAGCCUAACCUUAGGUGGAGGUACCAACACAAUGACGAGUGCAAAUGAAAGCAAUGUGUUUUGGGUAUUGAAGGUAUCACUUCUUUGAAUGCAGUAUAAUUAGGACUUGCAGAUGCGCAAUAUAAGUCAAAGAGGUAAUUUUGCUGUAUAAAGUUGUUGCAUUUAAAGGGUUUAUUUUAUGGCAGGGUAUUCUUGUAAGGCACAUGACUGUUGUCUAUAUGUAUUCUGACUUCCAUAGCUGAUAUAUCAAUGUGUGUGUGUUGUUAUACAUAGGCUAUUGAUAAUCAAAUAAUCUCACUUUUUGCUCAAAGAAAAGUCUUGUUUCUGGUUAAAGAUGUAUUUUAUUUUAAAUUACAAUUCACUCUGUAUCUUUUUUCAUGUAUCUAUAUCUGUAAUUUAUUUUAAAUUACAAUUCACUCUGUAUCUUUUUUCAUGUAUCUAUAUCUGUAACCCCAAAUAAUUGAAACAUGGGUUUCUUUAGUGCAUUUAAUUUUGAGUAUGUCAUUUUCAUGCACAUCACUUGUGUAUAAAGAAUAUGUAAUUUUUGUAUCAAUGCCCAACCUAGUAUAUGACAUGUAUGGUUAAUAAAAUACCUAACAUUG